Molecule: messenger RNA, 750 nt
Organism: Paramecium tetraurelia
Lineage: Eukaryota; Ciliophora; Oligohymenophorea; Peniculida; Parameciidae
Exons: 4
Source: RefSeq, a predicted model, not a curated record
AUGGAUUAAUAGGCGCAAGAAACAUAAAGUUAAUAUGAGAGCAUAAUCAAUGAAGUAAUAGGAAAGCUAAAGAAAAAUUCAGAUAAAGGACAAUUGUAAAUGAGUGAAUCUGAGAUUCAAACUUUUAAAGAUCUUUGGUAAAGGUGUUUAAAAGCAAUUUAAGAUGGCAGCGAUAAUAGAUUCAAAUAACAUAUCUAACCUCAAAUAAAGCAAAAUAUAGACAACCCUAUCGAAUAUGACCCUCCUAUAGUAAAGAAAAUUAAAACUAAUGUAGAUACUUAAAUCAUAAAAAAAGUUUAUAUUUUAACCAUCCUUUUAUCUUAGGAAGAAGAUGACGAUUAAAACAGAGCUGAUGUUGCCUUCAGUGAGGACUCAGGAGACGAAACUAGUUCAAAAGAACCCAAAGUUGAUGACCAGAAAAAAUAUUUGGAUUAUCAGAACACAAAAAAUGAGAGUCAAAGAGAGAAAACCUUAUUCGAUAAAAUCAGAGAACUAGAACAGUUGAAGAACCUUGUAAAAGUGGAAGAGGAAGAUGAAAAUGAAUCUGAAGAACCCAGAGUAUUUGAUACAUAAGUCUAUGCUUAAAAAAUUAACACUGAAAAUUAAGUUAGUCGUAUAAGACCAAAUAAAUCUUAAAAAAUGAGUUUGGAGAAUGUUCUCAUCAAGGAAAAAAACAAUAAGGAAGCACUCUAUCCUUAAGCUCAACUAUUAUUUAAUUUCAAAACUAGUAAGAAAAAAAACUCUUCAUGA